Mus musculus (house mouse) is the source of this 1358-nucleotide messenger RNA. RefSeq names its product transmembrane protein 216 (gene Tmem216). Bases 531 to 794 code for a protein of 87 amino acids. The transcript has 6 exons. The record is from RefSeq and is a predicted model, not a curated record. Gene Ontology annotation, biological process: cilium assembly. Gene Ontology annotation, cellular component: membrane; cilium. Lineage: Eukaryota; Metazoa; Chordata; Mammalia; Rodentia; Muridae.
GCGCAAGCUUGUUGGAAACAUUUCUCAAUUUCCAACUGGCCAGACGCUGUCUCCUUUCAACACCCUUGCACUCUUUGGGUCGCAGGAGAAUCUCAUUAUAGCACCGCUGUUUUCCCUUGUACUCCUAGAAAGGACAUUCUAUCUUCAACGGUUUUGGUGUUUACAUAGGCUCCAGACCACUGUAGGUGGUUGACGGCUGGCGCUGUUCUGUGCAUGGGCGCGGCCGGUGGGGUAACCAUAGAGUAGCACCGGCAGGCAGAGCGGCCAGAAGACCGGGCGGCUCGGUGCCGCGCUUCCGGCAGCGCCGCAUUGCUCCGGGCGCUGCAGUGUACGCAGUUUCCAUGGGGACUGAACAUGGCGCCGCGAGGUGAGACUCUGGAGAUAAAAGAUUGUCCUCAACCCCCCUGGAAGUCCUGUUCUUUCUGAAUGGGUGGUACUAUGCUACCUAUUUCCUGCUGGAGCUCCUUAUUUUCCUGUACAAAGGGCUCCUGUUGCCGUACCCAACAGCCAACUUAGUCCUGGAUGUGGUGAUGCUGCUGCUCUAUCUUGGCAUUGAAGUCAUACGAUUGUUUUUCGGUACAAAGGGAAACCUCUGCCAGCGAAAGAUGCCCCUUGGCAUUAGUGUGGCCUUGACCUUCCCAUCCGCUAUGAUGGCUUCCUAUUACCUGCUGCUGCAGACCUACGUGCUCCGCCUAGAAGCUAUCAUGAACAGUAUCUUGCUCUUCUUUUGUGGCUCAGAGCUGCUGCUUGAGAUGCUCACGCUGGCCACCUUCUCCAGCAUGGACAGGAUCUGAAGUACAAGAAUUCCAGCUGGUGACAACACAUAUCCAUCUGGUACUUCAGCCACACUGGUGAAAAGUGGUAGGUCGAGCUAACCUGGGAAAGGUUUGUGUGGUUUUUCCUCAGUGCGGACAUUUGGGCGCUGAGCACCUACCUGAGGCCAGUGGCACCAUCUUUAAAGCGGGAUCAUCAGCAGGAGACUCUUUCCUUUUGUUGUAGGGAGGGGCAAGGCUGUCCCCAUCUUGGUGUUUCUAACAGCUUCCUAAUGAUCUCAAGUUCUCUUCUGUGGUCAUCAUGGCCAGAGCACCUUGUGUGGACCUUCUAGUUUUGUUUGGCUUCCAGCAGAACCUGAGCCACAGCACUCUGUGCACGUACAUCUGUCCUACAUGACCAUGGAGAGCCUCAUAAUGGUGGGCUCUUGGGCUGAUUCCAAUGUGUGUUCUCCACGCUGCUCCACCUGCCCCCAUCCUGCUCAAAGAGAUGGUGAUCUAGAACCCAUUUAGUAGUUUAUAGUAGUAUUUUUCUAUUCUGAUCAUGAAGCAAACACAAAAUUUUUAAUAAAAGUAUUUUCUGAUACA